Messenger RNA from Strongylus vulgaris, 1389 nucleotides. NCBI's taxonomy places the organism in Eukaryota, Metazoa, Nematoda, Chromadorea, Rhabditida, Strongylidae. The record is from the annotation of a GenBank genome assembly.
AUGGAGCGAUCGGAAGUUGAACUCAGCGAGAGAAAAGCUGAAUUAGCUCAGUGUCAGGCAAGAAUGAGAACUGCAGAAGAGCAAGCAGCUGAUCUACGACAACACGUGCAGUUGCUGAAGGAGCAGAUCACAAAUCGUGAACAGCAGCAUACUCUUCUACAAGGGGAUGUUGAUGCCCUUAGAUCUAAAUUAGAAGGGAAGAAUCAGCAGAUGGAACAACGCGACCAACGAAUAGAACGGUUGGAAAAGGACCUGGCAAAUGCCAAAGGUGAAGUCUCCGAGAAACACGAGCAGAUUCAACAACUGGAUCAUCGAAUCUCGCAGAUGAUGGGGCGAAUUGAUGGUUUGGAGACGUCACUUAGAGAUAAGGAAUCAGAGCUUGACAAAGCAAAAGAGAAAAUCGAUUCGAGUAAGUCAAUUCCUACUGUUUUUUGUUACGUGUCUCACUCUGAUCGCUUAUCGUUUUCAGUGGCGAUUGAGAAGCAGCGCAUGCAAGAUCAUAUCGACCAAUUGAGACGGAACUCUGAGAAAGAACGGUUAGAGCAACAGGAAACCUAUCAAGCGGAGUUGCGGCAGCUGAAAUGUAAUGUGGAGAACCUUCAAAAAGAGCUUGCUGAUCGUGACGUUCUUCUAGAAUCUCAAAAUGAAAAGAUCGGUGAUAUGGACAGAGAACUUGCAUCAUCACGGCAGCGAUUGCAAGCCGUCAUUGUCGAUAAAGGAGAGAAUGAACUUCGCAGAGAGGUUGAAUCAGCACGAGGUGAAGUGGAAAAACUUCUGAAAAUGGUUCGGCAGCUGGAAAAGGAGAAUACGCAGUUGAGUUCGCAAUGUAAGCAGCUGCAGAGCGCAAUAGAUCGAGGAGGUACAGAUAGCAGUGGAACAUUGACAAAGGGCGAUAUGACUUCAGUAGUUUCUGGCAGUCUGUUAUCUGGAGGCAUGAGCGCUCAAGCCAAAAAGAGAAUUGAGGAAUUGGAGGAGGCACUACGUGAAUCGGUAAGCAUCACUGCCGAAAGAGAAGUUCAUCUUUCGCAGCAGAAACAUCUACUCCAUCAAGUAAACCAACAGUUGUCUGAUGCACGCCGUGAGAAUGCUGAGCUGAGAAAGCGGUUGUCAGAGGGAGGAGUUGCCGAACGUGAACAACUUUUAAGGGCUGUGGAAUCGGAGCGACGUCAACAUAUUGAACAGCUCCUACAGCUUAAUUCUGCAAAAAUUGCCCGAACCUUUUCGAAAUUCAGACAAGAAGCACUCUUGGCGGCUAUAGCAGAAAAGGAUGCUCACCUUGCUCUCCUCGAAAAAUCCCGUGCCCCUCGAGAUGAAAUCGACACCGUGCGAAGACAUAAAGAAGCGCUUAUGCGAAAGUUGAAACAAGAAAACGAACGGUCUGUUAUCUGA